AUGAUGGUCAAAGCUCACACUUCACUAUUUGCUACAUUUACUCUCUUUCAGUUCAUCCUUACAGACACUGAUGCUCGUCCUAAUAAUGCUCAAAGUGCAGCAGGCCAAGCAUCUGAUAAACGAUGCAAGUGUGAAUGUCCAUCCAGUAAAAAUUCUCAACCUCAUCGCAACUAUCACAAUCACCAUCACAACAAGCCUCAUGAACAACUUUUUCAAUCACCACGAGAAGUGAUGCUACAUGAUCAAGACAGCAAGUACAACAUCAAUAUUUCCAUGCCAGUUGUUCAAUCGAUUCUCAGCCAAUCAACAAACAGUCUGAUCUCAUUGAAUGGUGAUUAUACAGUGAUGACUCACAGUCUGCAGCCAAAGAUGUAUACAGACGAGUAUUCACUACUGACUUCUAAUGUGUCAGUAUCAUGGCAAGAUCAGUAUGGACAGCCUCUCAGCCUGACAUUCCAGGUCUACUACUACAGUCCACUUGGUGAUAUGACAGCAACGAGCAAUCAGAAUGAUGCCAAAGACUCAAACUCGACCUCACACUCAUGAAAAACGGGUUCAACAGCAUCAGAAGAAAUGAGAAAGCUAACAAUACCACAUUACAUUGACUUUAUUUAUGUGUUUAGCGUUUUUCACACAAAAAAUGUAGUUAUGUAACUG
Molecule: messenger RNA, 657 nt
Organism: Corticium candelabrum
Lineage: Eukaryota; Metazoa; Porifera; Homoscleromorpha; Homosclerophorida; Plakinidae
Exons: 5
Coding region: 1-546 (181 amino acids)
Source: RefSeq, a predicted model, not a curated record